AUGAGCUUCUCUUUCUUUCAACACGCAAAUUUUGAGACCCAAUUAUCCGAAUUGCCUCAAAGUUUGUUGGUAUCAAAUUUCUCAUGGGAUGAGCUUCCUUAUAACCAAGAUUCACUUUCAUUUGACAUUCUUGAUCUCAUUGCUGACUCCGGAAAUAGACACCCUUUCGACAAUAUUACAGCCCAAGAAAUAGUAAGAGAAACAUCAACAUCAUUAUCAGCAUCAUUGUCGUCGUCGUCAUUGUCGUUGUUGUCAUCGGAAACAAUUUCCUCUGAAGAUCAAAAGAAGAAACAAAUGACUGCAAAUGCAAAAGGCAAAAAGCAUGCUAAUAAGAAGGAGAAAUCAUACAUAGGGGUUCGAAGGCGGCCUUGGGGAAAGUAUGCGGCGGAGAUAAGAGAUUCAACGAGGCAUGGCACCCGGGUGUGGCUUGGAACAUUUGAUAGUGCUGAGGCUGCUGCUCUAGCCUAUGAUCAAGCUGCAUUGUUGAUGAGAGGUCCGACGGCUGUGCUAAACUUUCCUGUUCAAAGGGUCCGAGACUCACUAUUGGAGAUGAAGUAUAGCUGUAGCAUUGGAAGUUCUCCAGCGGUUGUACUAAAGGAGAAGCAUUACAUGCAAAGAAAAUCAUCAAAAUGUCGGAACAAUAACAAAGGCAAAAAUAUUAAAGGACGUAAGCAAAUUUCCGACACAACAAAUAUGGUGGUUUUGGAGGACCUGGGAGCUGAAUUACUGGAGGAACUUUUAGCUUCAUGUACUUAA
Messenger RNA from Ziziphus jujuba (common jujube), 756 nucleotides. Its product is annotated as ethylene-response factor C3. The record is from RefSeq and is a predicted model, not a curated record. Gene Ontology annotation, biological process: regulation of DNA-templated transcription; ethylene-activated signaling pathway. NCBI's taxonomy places the organism in Eukaryota, Viridiplantae, Streptophyta, Magnoliopsida, Rosales, Rhamnaceae. The transcript has a single exon. Gene Ontology annotation, molecular function: DNA-binding transcription factor activity; DNA binding. The coding region runs from base 1 to 756 and encodes 251 amino acids.